CCGCUUCCGGGCGCGGCGGCGAUGGCGGAGGAGGCGGCGCGGCGGGCGGUGGCGGAGCUGCCGCUGCUGCGGACGGCGGCGGGGCCGCGGGACCGGGAGCGGUGGGCGGAGAGGCUGAAGGAGGAGUACCGGGCGCUCAUCCAGUACGUGGAGAACAACAAGAACGCCGACAACGACUGGUUCCGCCUCGAGUCCAACGCCGAGGGCACCCGGUGGUUCGGGCGCUGCUGGUACAUCCACGAGCUGCUCAAGUACGAGUUCGCCAUCGAGUUUGAUAUCCCGGUGACGUACCCCAGCACCGCCCCCGAGAUCGCCAUCCCGGAGCUGGAUGGGAAGACGGCCAAGAUGUACAGG
Molecule: messenger RNA, 354 nt
Organism: Cygnus atratus (black swan)
Lineage: Eukaryota; Metazoa; Chordata; Aves; Anseriformes; Anatidae
Gene: UFC1
Product: ubiquitin-fold modifier conjugating enzyme 1
Exons: 4
Biological process (GO): protein K69-linked ufmylation
Cellular component (GO): cytoplasm
Molecular function (GO): UFM1 conjugating enzyme activity
Source: RefSeq, a predicted model, not a curated record